Messenger RNA from Oryza sativa Japonica Group (Japanese rice), 1533 nucleotides. RefSeq lists its product as uncharacterized. NCBI's taxonomy places the organism in Eukaryota, Viridiplantae, Streptophyta, Magnoliopsida, Poales, Poaceae. The record is from RefSeq and is a predicted model, not a curated record.
CGCUACCUAAGAGGAAUCGACAAAUCGACACAGCCAAAGCCGUCGUCGUCCUGCUUCCUCCUCCCCCGCAGUAGUCGCCGUCGCCGCCGCGCAAUCCCCAAUCCCUUGGUGUUCUUCCCCGCCUCUCGCCACCCAAAACCCUAACCCCCCUCUCUCACUCCACCCGUGCUGUGCACAUGGAAAUCCCCAAUCAGAUCAGCGGCGGCGGCGGCGGCGGAUCGGUUGUUAUAGAAAUCCCGGCCGCCACGGAGAUCGCCGGAGUGGAUACCGCGCCGGCAAAGGUAUGUGACGAUGAUCCCCGUGCUCAACCCCUCCGCGACCGCGAGUGGGUGUCGCAGCUGCCCCCGGACCACCCCCUACGCUACACCUGCGGCCUUCCGAACGGGGUCUUCCUCUCCAUGUCCUUCGUCACCAUCAUCUACGCCGUGAUUGCUCCAUGGAUGCUGUGGCGCGUUGCUACCGAUCAUGUGUCCCUCAUGUGGACAUCGUCGAUCCUCGCGUGUUCCUACGGCGCACUGUGGACUAUAGCCUUGUCCGAACGGCUAGCAGGUGCCUUCUUGGCUAUCAUCUUCCGCGUCUCCUAUGUUGCCUUGGUGGCCUUCGCGUCCACGCACCUGAUUGGUACCGCCAAUGGGAUCUCGAUCGUGUAUCUCGACACGUUCUACGUUGCUGGGAUGCUCGGGUACGCCGUCGCGGAGUAUCGUCUCCGUCGUGGUACCGAGCAAUGCCCUAGCGCCAUCUUAGCCGCCAAACCUCCUCCAUUGGAGGACCAAGAGCGAGGCGACGAGGAGGCCGGGCUCUACUACAUGGGCUUCUUGUUUGGUUCGGUAUCCCUCUGUUUGGUGGGGAGGAUGGCGUGGCUGCUUCUCUACCCCUGCGGCGGCAAGUGUCUCAUCUCUUACGUCAUCGAGGAGCUCUCGUUUGAGGCAUCAAUGCUGAUCUACAUAUGGGUUAUCUUUGUUUCCCUUACUCAGUUGGAAGGGGCUCUGGUCUGUUACAACACUCUGUUCUGCAAGAUGCCAAUUUGUUUUGGUGCAUGGUUCGUUCUUGGCGUGCUUCUUGGCGUACCUGUGAGUGGUGCUAUUGAGAUGCUAAUCUUUUGGAUUGGCACUAUGGCUCUGGCUGGAUUCUUUGGAUACUGUCUCGCGGUUCACGCAUAUUGCAAAAGGAAUCAGAAGACACCAGCUUAGAGAUUUGCGGGAGCUUUGAUGACCGUUUUGAGAAGCCAGGCUUUACUCUUUGUUGCUCUUAGAGACCAAAGAGCGAUUUUAAAGUAUGAUCAAGAUCUCAUUCUCUAGGUGUUUGGUUGAGUGCUCUUAGAGGCAGAGUAACGCCAAUGCCUAUUGUGUGUAGUAUUAACUUACAUUGUAUGGUAAAGUUUAUUGUAAAUGUUGCUGAUUGUGCAUAAUUGGAAGGUGGUGACUGGAUGAAGAAAUACACUGUGUUAGGUUCAGGACGAAAAAGGUUAAGGAUAUGCAGAAGUAGCAUAUCUGAUGCAGGCGUAUAUAUAUAUUGCAAUAUCCGUCUUUUGCA